Molecule: messenger RNA, 776 nt
Organism: Sturnus vulgaris (Common starling)
Lineage: Eukaryota; Metazoa; Chordata; Aves; Passeriformes; Sturnidae
Gene: DNAJB8
Product: DnaJ heat shock protein family (Hsp40) member B8
Molecular function (GO): Hsp70 protein binding
Source: RefSeq, a predicted model, not a curated record
GCUCAUGGGGUGCACUGAACAUCUCCCCACCCCCAAGGAGUGCAGUGUCAUUGGGGGUCCAGCAGUCUCUGCAUGCUGAGCAACCUUGGUGGGAGAGACAUAACCAGGCAACUUCCAAAGAACCCCAGCUUUCCUCUGAGAUGGUAGAUUACUACAAGGUCCUUGGACUGCAAGAAGAUGCCUCACAGGAUGAUAUUAAGAAGUCCUACCACAAACUGGCACUAAAAUGGCAUCCUGAUAAGAAUCCCAAAAACAAGGAGGAAGCUGAGAAGAAAUUCAAAGAAAUUGUUGAAGCGUACGAGAUUUUGUCCAAUCCUCAGAAGCGAUCACUCUAUGACAAGUCUGUGGAGGAGAGCAGAACCCGCAGGGGAAGAGCUGCAGCGGGCUGUGACUUCUUUGGUUCCCAUCAUGGAUUCCCCUAUGAAGAAGAGAUCUUUGGAGGGAUGUAUCCAUUUACGUGUAUUUUCUUGAACCCUUUUGACAUAAGAAUCAAUGAUCAAAACUGGCAGAGUGCAUAUGGAAGAGGAGGAAGGCCCAGGGACUCGUUUGUGCAAUGGAAUACCUUCUGUCCCAGUGGGCACCCCACCUCCUUCAUUGCUGAAAACACAUCUGGGCCAUAUGGUGUCAGAACAGUGAUAACCACUACUGAAGUGAUCAAUGGCAAGACCAUCACCACUCGGAAAAUCAUUGAGGAUGGGCAGGAGACAAAAGAAGUGGAAGAAGAUGGCCAGCUGAAGUCUGUAAUAAUCAACGGGAGAGACUACCUGAAUUCUUAA